AUGUCAAUUCAAGACUUCAACAAACAUCUUCGCCUGUUACCUGCCGAUUUCAUAAAGAAAUUUAGAAAGAAAAGACGAGUUUUGAAAAAUCGUAAGUAUUCGAAAACGUUUCGCCAGAGGGGCUCCGAGAAGAAAAACAAUAUCGAUGCUGAAAAUAGAGCUCUUGAAUUUGCGAUAUUUCAAGCGAAGGAAGAGCUUAGGAAAGUCGUCAAAGAGAGAGAUGAAUUUAAACAGAAGUAUACUGCCUUGAAGCGAACUGUUUCUGUGUUACGUUAAUCGCCCCAGUGUUAAAACCAAGACUUUACUGAUCAGUGAUCUAUUAAUAUCUCAUGUUAUGGUGCAUUCAUGUAGUGAGCUAGGAAUCCUUGGAUCAAGGACUUUUAUUCUUGCAAAGCAGAUUAUUGCUAGUGUCGGUGGUUCAAUGCUCAGAACUUCCUUUGCGUGCUCAUUGAUUUAACAUUGCACCAUUGCUCGACUGGUUUGGUUUCUAAGCCUUUUUUUUACUCGAAGUGUAUAUAAUAUCAUAAGUUUUAAAGAAAUGUUCACUCUAAAACAUGUUCUUUGGAUUUCAUGGCGACAUACUUGGUGUACAUACAUGUACAGUGGACUAGGGGUUUCCCCGUUACGUAAGCUUUUGGUUGGGCGGAGUAUGCAGUAAAGCUGUCAGAUCUUUGUAUGUUCAUUGGUUAAGACAACAGGGCCUUUAUAACAUCGCUCUCCUGAUCUCUUCCAGAAUGCUUGGUACAACGUUCAAGUUACCGAGCCAUGUGUUUUCGCUAAUUCUAGAAAUAAAUUUAUUAAUACAUUGAUAGUGGCAUAAACCAUGGAAUAUCCGUCACUGUUUCCUGAUAUUUCUCCAAUCGAAGAACUCUUGGACAUUUAUUUCUCCCAAGAUGAGCAGAGUAAUCUCAGUUGCAUUCAGAACCACCAACUGGAAGAGACUACAGGAGAGAGAGGUGACACGGAGUCCUUUCCCGAUGGGUCGCAGCCUCACCUUAGUAACGAGGUCUACUCCUCUUCCACCAGCCCACAAAGACAAGCAGAAGUGCAAAAAUCCAUCGAAAACAUCACAGAAGAGGAUUUAGCGAAUUUACCGAUUCGGGAAUUAAACAAACGCUUGCGAAAUCUGCGCAGUGAUGAGGCGCAGAAGAUCAGAAAACGGCGGAGAAGCUUGAAGAACCGUGAAUACGCUACAAGCGCUCGGCGGAAGCGUAGUGCGAUAAAAAUGAGCCUCACAACGCAAAACCAACGCUUGUCAGCUCAGUUACGUCAGACCAAGGAAAUUCUCAGCGAAACAGUGAAAGAGAGAGACUCUUACAAGAACAAAUACGAAAACUUGAAGAAAGUUUAUGCAGCACUAUCU
This is a messenger RNA of Porites lobata, 1363 nucleotides long. The record is from the annotation of a GenBank genome assembly. Lineage: Eukaryota; Metazoa; Cnidaria; Anthozoa; Scleractinia; Poritidae.